Messenger RNA from Staurois parvus, 268 nucleotides. The record is from the annotation of a GenBank genome assembly. Lineage: Eukaryota; Metazoa; Chordata; Amphibia; Anura; Ranidae.
AUCUCUGUCCAAGUAUACCACGUCCACCGCCCUCCUCUGUCCAAGUAUACCAUGUCCACCGCCCCCCCCUCUCCAAGUAAACCAAAUCCACCGCCCCCCCCCUUCUGUCCAAGUAUACCACGUCCACCGCCCCCCUCUGUCCAAGUUUACCACGUCCACAGCCACAUCUUUGUCCGAGUAUAAAACAUCCACCGCCCCUCCUCUGUCCAAGUACACCCCGUACACCCCACCCACACAUCCUGUACACCCCAUCCACCCCGCACACCCC